Molecule: messenger RNA, 2252 nt
Organism: Bradysia coprophila
Lineage: Eukaryota; Metazoa; Arthropoda; Insecta; Diptera; Sciaridae
Gene: Cortactin
Product: cortactin
Biological process (GO): cell migration; regulation of actin filament polymerization
Cellular component (GO): site of polarized growth; actin filament; plasma membrane
Molecular function (GO): actin filament binding
Source: RefSeq, a predicted model, not a curated record
UGACAGCAACAAAAAUGUCAUCAACGUCAGACCAAUUGAGUUUGUGUCAGUUUCUUGUGUUUCAUCUGUUUUCGUGUUAUUUUGUGAGACAACUUUAAUUGCAAAUUUGGUAAUUAUUUACCGUUGAAGCGGUACAAGUGAUUUAAAGUCAAUUAAUCAACAAUUCAAUUAAUUGCUUAAACGUUCCGGUGAUUGAAAAACCAGUUGAAAGUAUUUUAUUCACACCAUACAACCUGUCUGACUCAUAUUAACCGUAACACGAAUCAUUCAAUCUGAGUCUUUCACAUCGUCAAAUUCGGUUUCGUCAGUUCAGAGUGAGAUUUAUACAAUGUGGAAGGCAUCGGCAGGUCAUCAAAUCAUCCAAGAUCAAGAGCAGGAAGAUGACGAUUGGGAAACGGAUCCCGAUUUCGUCAAUGAUGUAACCGAACAGGAGCAACGAUGGGGUUCGAAAACUAUUGAAGGGAGUGGUCGUACGGCCGGUGCUAUCGACAUGCAACAACUCCGGCAAGACAUCGAACAAGCCGACGCCAACCGAUUGAAAGAAGACAUCGAAAAAACCAAUCCAGGCUUCGGAUAUGGCGGAAAGUUCGGCGUUGAAAAAGAUCGUAUGGACAAAUCGGCAAUGGGUCACGACUACAUCGGCAAAGUGGAAAAGCAUGCAUCGCAGAAGGAUUACAGCGACGGAUUCGGUGGCAAGUUCGGCGUACAGAAGGAUCGUGUCGAUAAGUCGGCGGUGGAUUGGGAUCACAAAGAGACAGUGGUGAAGCACAGUUCGCAGAAAGACUAUUCGGAUGGAUUUGGCGGCAAAUUUGGUGUACAAAAUGAUCGUGUUGAUAAGUCGGCGGUUGGUUGGGAUCAUAUUGAGAAGGUGGAGAAGCAUGAGUCACAGAAAGAUUACAGCAAAGGAUUCGGUGGAAAAUUUGGUGUCCAGGAGGAUAGAAAAGAUAAAUCUGCAGUUGGAUGGGAUUAUGUGGAAGCUCCCCAGAAGCAUGAGAGUCAGUUGGACCACAAAGUUGGUUUCGGCGGAAAGUUCGGAGUGCAAAACGAUCGUAUGGACAAAUCUGCAAUUGGUUUCCAAGAAAACCCGGACAGAAUUGGAACGAACUACACCAAAACAAAGCCGGACAUAGGCGGCGCAAAACCAUCUAAUCUGCGUGCCAAGUUUGAAAAUUUCGCCAAAACAGCAUCCGAAGAGGACCAAAAACGCACGGCAGAACAAAAACGAAUUAGAGAAGAAAAGGAUCGUCUAGAUCGAGAACAAGCGGCCAAGAAAUCGACGUUCGAGAGCGGUAAAGAAGAAUCGAAACCGACACAACGACGAGUGAAUAUAGACACGGGCCGAGAAGGUGGCAUUAGCGGUGCGAUAAGUGCUUUUAAUCAAGUCCAAUCACCAACAACAGAAACACCCAUACAACGAAAAUCGCCAAUAAAAAUACCAAAAGAGCCCGAACCGAAACAAGUCGUUCAACCCGAUAUCAUACCCGCUCAACAUUCUCAACCAGCUGUUCCACCGCCAGCCGCAUUUACAAAUGAUUUGGUGUCGGAAUCUGUUGCGGAAUCUGAUAAUUCAAUUGUGAAUCCUCCCGACGAGCAACUCUAUUCGAACGUCGAUAAGCGACAUGUUGAAGAGACUAACGUUAAACCUGCUGAUGUGAUUGAAGAGCAGGUACACGAACCACAAUCGCCAAUUAAAACGCAAGUGUCACCAACAAAAGUGCAGACUGCAACUCCAGAAACACUUGAAGGAACCGAACACAUCGAUCCGAUCUAUCAAAAUCAGGAAGAUUUAACGGAAUACAUUGAGGACACUGGUGUUAAAGCGGUUGCAAUGUACGACUAUCAGGCUGCAGCCGAUGAUGAGAUUUCAUUCGAUCCCGAUGAUCUCAUAACGCAUAUCGAACAGAUUGACGAGGGCUGGUGGCGCGGAUUGUGCAAAAACAGAUACGGACUAUUUCCGGCGAACUACGUUCAACUUCAGCAAUAAACUGGGCCAAAAUCGUUUUUUUUUUGUCUUCCGUUGUUGAGACGAGGUUUCGUUUUUACUUUUAAUUUUUCUCUUUUUUACACAUAAAUUUUAUGGGCCGUCAUAAAGUGAAUGGAAUUAUUGUUUCCCCAUUUGGUUUUACUCUAUGAAAAGUAUUAUUAAAAAAAAACAAAAUUUUUAGGAUAAUUCAGACGAGCCGUUCCAUUAUAUUGUUAUACGUUUGAUGCGAAUGUAAAGUAAUUGGAAGCAAAUAAAGUGAAUUUCACGU